GGCCCCUUGUCCGGCCACCCCCACUGCCCAGUCCCGCUCCCGCCCGCGGCGGCCGCAGCAGCCGCAGCAGUAGCGGCUCCAGGAUGGUGAGCGCCGCUGCCCCCCAGCCCCGGCCUGUCGCCCCCGGCCCGCGCCCCAGCCCCGGGGCCGGACGCCCCCCCAGGCCACGCACACUCACCUAGGACCCGGCCGGGAUGCCGAGCUCUGUCGAAGAUGCACUGGACACCGGAACACGCCCAGCCCCUCAACCAGUGGCCAGAGCAGCACCUGGACGUCUCCUCCACCACCCCGUCGCCGGCCCACAAGUUGGAGUUGCCCCCCGGGGGUCGCCAGCGCUGCCACUAUGCUUGGGCACACGACGACAUCUCUGCCCUCACUGCCUCCAACCUCCUCAAGCGCUACGCAGAGAAGUACUCGGGGGUCCUGGACUCGCCUUACGAGCGCCCCACCCUGGGCGGCUACGGCGACGCCGCCUUCCUCAACGGCGCCAAGGGGGACCCCGAGCCCUGGCCGGGGCCGGAGACCCCCUACCCCUUGGCCUCGCUCCACGAGGGCCUCCCGGGAACCAAGUCGGGCACUGGGGGCGGCUCCGGGGGCCUCGGGGGUUCCCCGGUUUUAGCCGGUAACCUGCCUGAACCCCUCUACGCCGGCAACGCGUGCGGGGGCCCGUCGGCGGCGCCCGAGUACGCGGCGGGCUACGGCGGGGGAUACCUGGCGCCCGGUUACUGUACGCAGACCGGCGCCGCGCUGCCCCCACCGCCCCCGGCCGCGCUCCUGCAGCCCCCGCCCCCGCCGGGGUACGGCCCCUCUGGGCCUCUGUACAACUACCCAGCGGGGGGCUACGCCGCGCAGCCGGGCUAUGGGACCCUCCCACCGCCGCCCGCCCCGCCCCCGGCCCCCUACCUAACCUCGGGCUUGGCGGCGCCCACGCCCCUGCCCACGCCCGCCCCGUCCCGGCCACCGCCCUCCUCCUACGGCUUCCAGGGGGCCUCGGAGGCCGGGGUGUCGCUGAAGCGCAAGGCCGCCGACGAAGGCGCCGAGGGCCGCUACCGCAAGUACGCCUUCGAGCCCGCCAAGGCCCCGGCGGCCGACGGCGCCUCCUACCCCGCCGCGGACAACGGCGAGUGUCGGGGCAACGGGUUCCGGGCGAAGCCGCCGGGAGCGGCGGAGGAGGCAUCAGGCAAGUACGGUGGCGGCGUCCCCCUCAAGGUCCUGGGCUCCCCCGUCUACGGCCCGCAACUCGAGCCCUUUGAGAAGUUUCCGGAGCGAUCCCCGGCGCCGGCUCCCCGCGGGGGCUUCGCGGUGCCGUCGGGGGAGCCUCCCAAAGGUGUGGACCCGGGGACCUUGGAGCUGGUGACCAGCAAGAUGGUGGACUGCGGGCCGCCGGUGCAGUGGGCGGACGUGGCGGGCCAGGGCACGCUCAAGGCGGCGCUGGAGGAGGAGCUGGUGUGGCCCCUGCUGAGACCGCCCGCCUACCCCGGCAGCCCGCGCCCGCCGCGGACCGUACUGCUCUUUGGGCCGCGGGGCGCCGGCAAAGCGCUGCUGGGUCGCUGCCUCGCCACGCAGCUGGGCGCAACGCUGCUGCGCCUGCGCGGAGCCACGCUUGCCGCGCCGGGCUCUGCUGAGGGCGCGCGCCUCCUCCAGGCCGCCUUCGCGGCUGCGCGCUGCCGCCCGCCCGCCGUGCUCCUCAUCAGCGAGCUGGACGCGCUGCUGUCGGCUCGGGAGGACGGCGCGACCGCCGCGGGCGCGCUGCAGGCGCCGCUCCUGGCCUGCCUGGACAGCGGCUGCGGCGCGGGAGCCGACGGCGUGCUGGUCGUGGGCACCACCUCGCGGCCCGCGGCCCUGGACGAGGCGACUCGCCGGCGCUUCGCUCUCCGCUUCUACGUGACGCUGCCCGACGGCCCGGCCCGCGGGCAGAUCCUGCAGCGGGCGCUGGCCCAGCAGGGCUGCGCGCUGAGCGAGCGGGAGCUGGCGGCCCUGGUGCAGGGCACCCAGGGCUUCUCCGGGGGCGAGUUGGGGCAGCUGUGCCACCAGGCGGCGGCCGGGGCGGGCCUCCCGGGGCUGCAGCGCCCCCUCUCCUACAAGGACUUGGAGGCGGCGCUGCCCAAGGUGGGCCCUAGGGCCUCGCCCAAGGAGCUGGACUCGUUCAUGGAGUGGGACAAAAUGUACGGCUUCGGACACUGAAGGCGCUCCGUGAGGCCGCGGGAGCCGCCGCCCCCUCCCCGCCCCUCUGUUCGGGAGGGACGUCUUUAACCCCACCGGGCUGGGGGGUGCGGAGUGAGGGAUAUGGGGUGGAGGAGAGAAGGGGGCUGCCGGUGGAUGGUUUUUGUUCGUGGGAAGGAAAAUGCUUCUGCUAGGCAGAUAGAUGCCGUAUGCGCUGUGUACUCAGGUUUUUUCCUAUUUAUUGUGGACGGGAAGCUCGCCAUCUCCGCCCCGCGGACGGCCGGCCCGGGGGCCGAAGGAACUCCUGCUCUCUCGCCACAAUCCUUUUGUCUCCUUGCUCUCUGAAUGGCUCCCUCCCCCUCUUCCACUUCCCCCUUUCUCUGCGUUCGCGUAGUUUUCUUUCCCCGUCGCUUUGUCACUGCGUUCGCGUAGUUUUCUUUCCCCGUCGCUUUGUCACUGACCAUACCUCCCCCCCAUCCCCCCGCCCCGCGCUGGCCCUGUUUCUCUUUUGCUCCUCCCUCCCCUGUCUCUCCAUCUAUCACCCUCUGUGCUUCUGUCUCCAUCCCUUGCUCUCCAGCCCCUCUUGUCUCUUGGUCCCUCUCCCUGCCUUCUGUCCCUCACAUUCAAAGACUGCAGUGUCCCUUUCAGGAGAUAUGGAGGUCUAGGGGCUGAAGAGGAGGGGUAGGGAGUCCCCUCCCACCCCGUAUCCCUCACCCAGCUGAAACCUUGGGUCUAUGGGAGUCAAGCAAAAAAAAAAAAAAAAAAGAAAAGAAAAGAAAAAAGAAAAAACCACCCAAAGAAGGGUUUUUUUUUGUUGUUUGUUUUUGAGGGGGGAAAUCCCAGAAAUGUAGCUUGUUUAAUAUUUUAGGCCUCUUAUUUUUGUAAGAUGUGUAGAAUUUGCUGUUUUUCUUUUUCUUUUGACAACUCAGGAAGAAACUGACCUCAGAAAGAAUGUUAGAUUUUGGCUGCUCUCCUGUGUGUGUCCCCACCCACCCCUUCACCCCCAGGGAAGCAAGUUCUCCCAGAAGACUCAGAAAGUGAGACCUUUCUGAGUGGGGAAGAGGAGAGGAAGACCCAGAGGCCACACUUAAACCCCUGUGCUUCUUGGGACAGAAGCAGAAUGUAUUGCUAGGGCUUCCUGCUCAGGUCCAAGGUUGUAGGUAGGGGUGAGGGGGAUUGGGUUGUGGAAUUUGGGAGGAGGUGGGUCUUGUUCCCUUCCUGCUGGGCCCACCCCUCACCCUCAGCUUAGUGGGGUGUUUUCUGUGGAGGGUUGGUUAUCCAGAGUUGGGAUGCCCUUGUCUACUGCCUGCCCUAGACCCAGAAAGUAGGCUGAGAGGGCCCAAAUGGGAAGAUGACCCAGGCAGAAAGUCCCCAGAGAGGUCAUCCCACCUGGCCCUUGUCUAGGCAGAGGUCUCCUGUAACUUACGCUAAGGAGAUUUCCUUGGGAGGGAAGAUAGUCUGGCCACAAGUGUGGUUGGGCACAAAACUGACUACAGACUCCGCCUCCCGGGCCUGCUGGGAGGCCCUGAGGAGGGGUGAAUGAGCAUCCGUUACAGGAGAAGGUUCUGUGGGGACUUGUACCUCUCCCAUUCUCAUAGGGUCCUAGGUCUAGAGCUCCAGGGGCUAUGAGAGGGUGAAAGAGAUGGGCAGGCUGUAUUCCCCUGAAUAAACAUUGGGGGUUUAUUCUCAGUCCCACCCAAACUUUCCCCCGGAAGCCCAGGCUUGGGCGCCCUUCCUCGUGAGAACCGUAUUCUUCUUCCCACCAACUCUCCUUUGAUGGGGCUUUGGCAGUUUGCCCCUCCCCCUCAGGGAGCCCAUUUCACAACUCUGACCUUUGGUCCAAAGGUGGGGGGGACAAGCUGUCACCCCGAAUCUUCUUUCUCCCGCCCCAGCCACCUUUCCUGUUCCUCGCCACCCUUACAGCUCCUGCAGUCUCUGUACCACCUCCCACUACUAGCUGGAAGGAAGUCCGUGGGGGACAUUUCAGGUGCCAAGGUGCUGAGGGCCUGUGCUGGCUUAGGAGUGCUAACAGGAAAGCUGCUCUGUUUCCCCCCCUUUUCCCCCUUGGUCCCUGGCCUUCCACUCCUUGGAGCUGGCUGAUUGCAGGGCUUUGGUGCCUCAGAAGCAGUGGGUGCAGGGUCUUGGCUCUGAAAGGCCCUUGCGGGGAGCAGGAAGUGAGCAGGUCCUCUCAGGUGUGUA
Molecule: messenger RNA, 4362 nt
Organism: Balaenoptera acutorostrata (minke whale)
Lineage: Eukaryota; Metazoa; Chordata; Mammalia; Artiodactyla; Balaenopteridae
Gene: FIGNL2
Product: fidgetin like 2
Exons: 2
Coding region: 214-2184 (656 amino acids)
Molecular function (GO): microtubule severing ATPase activity; ATP hydrolysis activity; ATP binding
Source: RefSeq, a predicted model, not a curated record